UGUUUGAAACGAAACAAAUAUUAUAUUGUAAUUUUCAAUUGAUGGAACAAAUUUAAUCAGCCAGAGUUUUUUUUGAUUAAUUAACAGGUUUUUAUUAAUUGAACAAGUAAACAAUGAUUAGGGAUGAAAAGAAUUUUUGCUACUCUACAGAACCAACAUAAGUCGUCGAUUUAAAAAGUCAUUUGUGACAGUGAACUCUUCGAGAUGUAUUUCUUUUGAUACACAAAUUUUUUAUUUGCGUCAGUUUAUUUCGCGUUUCCAUUUCCAGCUAUCGAUCUGGAAAGUUUCCGCUUCGAAACCAAUGGAACGCUUGCGCAUCAGGUUCAACAGCGUUUAUAUUUACCCGAUUAUCAUCAGAAGGAAAAAAUUCUAACAACCCCGAGGAACACUCGCCGCAAGUGUACUUUCUAUCACUCUCUUUCUCUCUCUUUCUCUCACCCUCAAAAAAUAAAAUAUACAUUUAUAGAAAAUUAAAGAAAUUCCCAUUUAUAAUUCACAAUAAGAAGAAGAAGAAGAAAAGGGAAAAAAAGGAAAAGUGAAAAUAGAAGACGAACAAAAAAAAAACAAGAAAUUCUUCCGCAACGAGUUAAAUACUUGUUUGUGUGUGUGAGAGUGAGAGUGUAUUUUCUCUGUUAUAAUUUUCACUUCAAAUAAAGAAAGGAGAAAGGAAAAAGAAGAAGAAAGAAAAAAUAUUCCUGUGGCUUAUUUGCCUAUAGGAAAUAGUUAAUUAUAUAUAUAUAUAUAUAGAGGAGAAAUAAAUUUUACUGUCGAAGGCCAUUGCGAGCUAGAGCCAAUAAAACGACGAAAGAGGGUUGACAAUCAUCUGGGAAGGGGCGAAGGACAUCGAGGAAACAGAGAGGGCAGUUCUAAAGUGAAAAAAGCCAAAGUACCAAAGAAAGAAUCUCCAAUGUAUCCCGGUUCUUGUGCCGGAAUUCGAUCAACAGUGAUAUGUCGUUGCCUCGUGAAUGGAGUUUUCAAAACUCGUGUCGAUCGGUUAAUGAUAAUCGAGGACCGGCCGCGACCGCGUCUCAGGAGAUUGUCGGUCCGACCGCCAUGGACGAGAAUAUGAACCAACAUAAUCAACUCGGCUCAUUAUUCUCAAUUCAUUCGGCACCAGUUUAUGAAUUAAAUUCAUCGGCGGGCAUUGGCGGUACAUCAUCAUUAUUAUUAUCACCGACAACAACAAAAAGGCCGGCAUCAUUAGUUGUUCAAGUGCAGGCAAAUUCAACGUCAAUUGUACCGCCACCGACGCGCUUAAGUCCACCGGAAACAAUCGACGAUGAUGACAAUGACAAUCUUUUAACAAUAUCAAGUCUCACUGCACGUCCAUUAAUUGCCAAAUCGCGUGAAUUGCGCUCAACAAAACAAUGUUCCAUUAAUCAGAAGAAAUGGCGAAAGAUGAAGAAGAAGAAGAAAAAGAAGAAAGACGACGAAUGUUCGGUGGGGAAAAUUAAAAAUCCUAAUUUUGUACCAUUGGACGGUGGUUAUGGAUGGGUGGUGGUUUUUGGAGCAUUUUUCGUUCAAUUUUGGGUCGCUGGAUUGGUCAAGUCCUAUGGUGUUCUCUAUCUCGAGGUGAUGGAAACAUUUAAGGAUUCAUCGGCGACCUACGCCUCAUGGAUACCGGCAAUUUUGUCCUGUCUUUGUCUCGCAUUAGCACCAGUGACAAGCAUGUUGUGCCAAAAAUACAGUUGCCGUGCUGUGGUUUUUGUCGGUGGGCUUUUCUGCGCUCUUGGACUCACCAUCAGCUACUUUGCCACUCGAUUAAUUCAUCUAUUUUUCACAUUUGGUGUUCUUACAGGAAUUGGCGGUGGUUUAUCAACAACUCCAGGAAUUAUUUUAGUAUCGCAAUAUUUCGACAAGCAUCGCGCCCUUGCCAAUGGAAUUUGUGUCUCAGGCACUGCAGCCGGUAGUUUUGUUCUCCCACUUAUGAUUAAAACAUUAAUAACAAAUUUUGGCUUUCAUGGGACAAUAUUAUUACUAGGCGGUUGUAUGCUACACGUUUGCGUUAGUGCAACUUUAUAUCGGCCAUUGGAAAAUAAUUACGUUGAACAACCGUCAAUUGUUAUUGUUAAUAAUAAUGAAGAAGAACAACAACAACAGCAGCAGCAACAGCAUCAGCAACACGAAGAAAUAAAUGAAAAUAAAAUUGACGAUAUUAUUGAUAUUCUACCAAGAACAAAGCAGCAACAAAAAUUUGAUCUUUUAUUUGCAAAAAAUGAUACGACGACAAAAAAUAAUCUUUUAAAUGAACUUUUCCAUCAUAAUAAUACUGUCACAUUGGAUUUAACUGACAGUGAAGAGGAGAAGGAUAUAAUGGGCGAGGGAUUACGUUUAAAGCCAUUGCCAAAAAUUCGUAGUUCAAGUAUUUUACAUAGCGUUGAGGAUCUUUCGACUGAUUCGACUUGUGUUUAUAAGGCGAGAUCUUCUCUAAGAUCAUUGAGAUCGUCAGUGACUGCUGUUUGUCCGCAAGCGGUGCAAAUUGAAAAUUUAAUGGAAGAAAAAGAAGUGAAAAAAUCAUUGGCACAAAGAAUAGCGCAAUAUCUUGAUUUGAGUUUCUUAAAGAAUUUUGAAUUUAUAAUGAUGUGUCUGUCGGUAAUGUUAAUGUCGACCGGAAGUCCUUAUAUGCUCUACUAUCUUCCGGCGUAUGUUCACGCGAAAGGUUACACGAAAUCGGAAGCUGGUUAUCUCGUUGCAAUUUCCGCUACACUCGAUCUUUGCGGAAGACUGGGACUUGGAUGGCUCUCGGAUUUGCAACUCUUUGAUAGACGAAAGGGUUACAUUGGAAGUAUUGUAGGCGCUGGAGUGGCAGUUUUAGCGAUUCCAAUGGCCCAUUCGUUUUACGUUUUAGCGUGUUCCGUUGGGAUGUAUGGACUUUGUUUGGGUUGUUGGUUUCUAUUGGUUCCGGUUCUUCUCGCUGAUCAAUAUGGCACUGAUAAAAUAUCAUCCACCUAUGGACUCGUUAGAAUGUUUCAGAGUGUCGCUGCAAUUUCCAUGCCACCACUCGCAG
Leptopilina heterotoma is the source of this 3007-nucleotide messenger RNA. RefSeq names its product monocarboxylate transporter 12-like. Gene Ontology annotation, biological process: monocarboxylic acid transport; transmembrane transport. NCBI's taxonomy places the organism in Eukaryota, Metazoa, Arthropoda, Insecta, Hymenoptera, Figitidae. The record is from RefSeq and is a predicted model, not a curated record. Gene Ontology annotation, molecular function: monocarboxylic acid transmembrane transporter activity.